GGUCGCCAGAUCACAUGUGGACAGCGAGUAGCUACAAGUGCCGCGACGAGACGCUUUCUGUGAACGGGUUAUACAUGUUUAAUAAUUCAUUUUUUCCAAAAAUGAGUCAGUCGAUGAUGAAGCCUCCUCACACCAGUUUUAUGGACAUUUGCUGUCCGGGAAAUAAAGCUCGAGGUGGAGGAACGAACUAUCAGGACGGCUCAGACAAAGCGCCCCAGGUGGCUCUGGCCUCUGAGGUGGAGGACGAGCUGCUCUACGGGCUGGAUGAGGUGGACAGCUGCCUCCGCUCUCCCAAAACGGGGGGAAAAGGAACUCCAAAAAAGCUCGUCUUGGAGAGGCUCGUCCCGAAGUCGAGGAGCGGCGGGGUCGAGGAUAAUGGUUCUCUGCCUUGUACUCCGGGCAACUCGCCGACGACGGAAUGCGGACAAAUGUGCGAGUUCCACGACAAUCAUGGCGACGAAUUGUUGGAGCGGGAGACGCACGAGUUGCUGGGGGAUUUCCUACUGCUGUACGCUGGGAUGUUUCAGGGGAAGCCGAGACGGAGCAGAGCUCUGCGCACCAUGCAGCGCGUCGUGGAAGAUGUGCUCCUGAAGCACAGAUUUACAUACAAAGGUAUGAUUUCAAAGCAGAGGCUGGAGCAGGAAAGUGAUGACAUGGGCUUCAUUAAAGCUGUUGCCCAGAACCUCUUCAGUGAUCAGGUGACAAAUUGGGGCCGCAUCGUUGGCCUGGUAGCGUUUGGCGCAGAGGUGAGCAAGCACCUGAAGGAGAGUGGGCGUGAGCACUGCAUCGGGACAGUUGGGGCACAGAUCUCUACUUACCUCCUCACUGAGCAAAGAGAGUGGCUGCUCAACAAUAAGGCCUGGGAAGGAUUUGUGGAGUUCUUCACCAUUGAAGAUGCUGAGUCGGUGGUGAGAAAUUCCCUUCUUGCAUUUGCAACCAUGGCGUGGAUAGGGCUAGGAAUUGCAUACUUCAUGAAAUGAACAUCCUGGACAAAGUGAAACAGUGACUCGUCAAAGAAGAUGGAAAUACUAUGGUCCUGAACUGCUAAAUUUGAGACACCUUGAAGGACAUCAAGAUUGGACAGUGAGCACGUUUUAAUGUGACCUUGUGUAGAAGGUGAAAACAUGGUUGGCAGUUUUUUCCUGUAAAAAGUUUUUUCGCACUACAAAUGAUUAGGAGGUGCAUUUACUUUUUUGUUCACUUUUUCCACAAGCAUAAAGAAUGUAAUAACUGGGCUUCCAGUAUUGACUGGCUUU
Scleropages formosus (Asian bonytongue) is the source of this 1256-nucleotide messenger RNA. Its product is annotated as induced myeloid leukemia cell differentiation protein Mcl-1 homolog. Gene Ontology annotation, molecular function: channel activity; BH domain binding. Gene Ontology annotation, biological process: release of cytochrome c from mitochondria; extrinsic apoptotic signaling pathway in absence of ligand; mitochondrial fusion. The record is from RefSeq and is a predicted model, not a curated record. Bases 15 to 980 code for a protein of 321 amino acids. NCBI's taxonomy places the organism in Eukaryota, Metazoa, Chordata, Actinopteri, Osteoglossiformes, Osteoglossidae. Gene Ontology annotation, cellular component: mitochondrial outer membrane. The transcript is spliced from 3 exons.